Messenger RNA from Pipistrellus nathusii (Nathusius's pipistrelle), 705 nucleotides. The record is from the annotation of a GenBank genome assembly. Lineage: Eukaryota; Metazoa; Chordata; Mammalia; Chiroptera; Vespertilionidae.
AUGUGGCACACGCUGGCCCUGCUGCUGCUGCUGCUCCCCUCUGCCUUGGUGCCCCCCUCCGCUGCAGCCCCGAUCCGUGAUGCUGACGCCCAGGAAAGCUCCUCUGGCUUCCUGGGCCUCCAGAGACUGCUACAAGGCUUCACCCGGCUUUUCCUGAAAGAUGACCUGCUGCGGAGCAUGGACAGCUUCUUCUCGGCGCCCAUGGACCUGCGGGGCCUCCCUACGAACUACCACCAAGAAGAGAACCAGGAGCGCCAGCUGGGGAACAACACUCUCUCCAGCCACCACCAGAUCGACAAGGUGACUGACAACAAGACAGGAGAGGUGCUGAUCUCCGAGAAGAUGGUGGCCUCCAUUGAGGCAGGAGAUGGGAGCCUGGAGGGUGACUGGAAGGUGCCCAAGCCAGAGGAGAAGGAGGCCCUGGUGCCCGGCCCAAAGGCCUUGGACAGCUUCCACCCCGAACCGCACCCCCGAGUGGCCUUCUGGAUCAUGAAGCUCCCGCGGCGAAGGUCUCACCAGAGUGCCCCUGAGGGCAGCCACUCCGUCAGCGAGAAGGAGCACCGCCUGCAGGCCAUCCGGGACGGGCUGCUGGAGGGGGCCCGAGAGGAAGCCCUGCAAAAAGGGCCCCAGGGCUCCCCCCACUUCAAGCCGCCUGCCCGCAAGACGCACUUCCUGUACAUCCUCAGGCCGUCUCAGCAGCUAUAG